GGUUUAUUGAAACUGUGUUAAAUACGGAAGUUUAUUUUCUUUAUUGUGUUCAUUUUUUUAGAUGAAAAAGGUCACUCAUAAUCUAUUUUAGAUUAUACUGCAGUUAGAGAACAGUUUAGUAAAACUGCCCUUGUGACAGUUAGUGUUGCAUGACAACUCUUAAGUGUAUUAAUUUUCUAUUUAAUUACCUGGAUUUUAAUGAAAAUGUUUAUGUUAUUUAUAGCAGUGAAGUGUUUACAUUGAUUGGAUACAUAGAAAUUUAUAGGACUACUUGGAUGUAUUAAUUAAAGUUUGUAAGAACGUCUUGAAAUUUUUAGUUUCCUGCAUAAACAAUAACAUUUGACGUGUGAUGUAAACACUUCUUUGAACUAUAAAUUUAUUACUGAAGAAAGUAUUAAUUUUGAGAAACAAACUUAUAAUGGAUAAGGAAAGACCAAAAACUUUUUUAAGUCGAGGUAAUUCUGAGCCUAAUGGGGAACAUUUGAAGAAACCUCAUACUAGGGUUCACCAGAGGUCAGAUCCAGGUCUACAAGGUUCCACUCUAUCUCUAAUCACAGAAGACUCGGGUCAUGAAUCAAAGAGCGUGUCAAAUCUUUCAAAGACUGUUGGUCACCCACCUGUUCCUGCUAUAGUUAGGAAUAGACACGGCUCGGACAGUGAGUUUAAGCCUAAAAGACCUAUGACACGUGCUACUACUAAAAACUUUGUUUAUCUCGAUCAUCCAGAUUACUUGAAAAAAGUUGCAAUCUGUGGAUAUGGUGAUACCAUCUUCUAUGAUUUAAAUCAGAACCGCCCACUAGCCGCUAUAGUACAGGAUAUAUGUGACAAAUGGACGUUACAAAAUGUGGAAGAUUAUGCACUUCAGUUCUCGGAGCCGAGUCGACAAAUAUAUAUCACAGAACAUAGCCGGACAGAAAUUCAGAAUGGCAAUGUACUGCAACUCACAGAUUCACCUAGUCGAGCAGCACAGACGAUCAUUGACAAGUUAGCGGAGGGAAAUCGUGAGGACAAGAUUGAAGCAUUAAAGAAUUUGUCUAUGAAAUGUUCUGAUGCAACGUUCUCCCACGAGUUUAUCAAGAAAAAAGGACUAAAGCUUAUCAUAGAUUAUGUUAUAGCAGGGAACAAAAGUUUUAAUGGAGAUCCUCUGAUGUUCUUAUUGAGGUCAUUUGUUGCCUUAAUGGAACAUAAUGUUGUCUCAUGGGAUAUUCUGGAACCAGAGUUUAUUAAACAGGUAGCUACAUGUAUAUCUGGGGCGCGUGCAGCAGGGGAUGGCUGUAUACAACCUUCAUUAGAGAUCUUAGAAAGUGUGAUAUUACACAGUACUGAUAUUGCUAAGAUGGAAUCAAUGGAGCAAUUUAUUACACCUGAUAAAAUCGUACCAUACAUGCAAAGUUCCAAUGCAGAUGUACAGCAGAGUGCAUUAGCUCUUCUUAAUGCCAUGUUUAUUAAAUCAUCACCAGAGAAAAAACAGAAACUAGCCGUUUUCUUCCAGUCUAAAACAUUUAGAAGUGGCUUGUCAGCAGGCAUUUUAGAAAAAUUUAAUAGUAUAGGGCCAGAGAUGGGACAUCAGUUAUAUAUAUAUCAACGAUUAAUGUUGAAUAUGUAUGAAGGUAGAAUGAACACAGGUGUAAAUGUUAAUGACGCUGCACAGGUGGCCAGUGUAAAUAAAUCUAUUGAAGACCUGAGGAAGGUAGCGUUUGACUUCUCAGAUAUAGCCGAAGUUACUUCAGGACAGGCUAGGAAGUCGGCCAUUUCUAAAGAUCUGAAGAAAUUAGGUUUUGCUAAUCAAACUGAGCCCGUUCAGGACUUUGAGGCGGCACCACCAGGAUUGUUAGCUUUAGAUAAUAUGACCUAUUUUGCACAAGUACAUAAAGAAUCCUAUAUCAAGGUUGUUCUAGAGAACUGUGGGCGAGCCAACGAGCAAGAUUGUCCAUUUGUACAGGCCAGUAUCAAACUUACCAAAAUACUCUGUGAUCUGUUAAAGAUUGGAGAAAGUUUGUAUGAUGAUGAACACUUUUAUUACCCCAUGUUUUUCUAUGUUGAUAAACCAGUGGAAGAAUUCUUCUCAUAUUGUAUACAAACACUAAAUAGAACAUGGAAAGAAAUGAGGGCUUCCAAAGAAGAUUUUUCUAAGGUAUUGAGUGUUGUAAAUGAGCAGAUUACUCGUGCAUUAGACAAGAAUCAAAUGCCAAAGUCAUUUGAUCAGUUCAAGAGCAAAGUUGCGAAUCUAGCAUACCCAGAGUUGAAGAAAAUAUGGGAGGCAGAAAGGCAGAAAAAAGAUGAAAGCAAAGCUCAGGCUAAACCAAUAUUAGAACUUAGAGAGAUCAUUAAACCCGAGAUAACAGAGUUGAUACGUAAACACCGACUUACAUACCUAGAAGGUGGAUCAAGAUUCCCAAAGUUUGAUAACAGGGGAAACAGAAUAAAAAAUCGGUAUCAGUUUUGGCGACUGUCACCAAAUCAUAAAGCGUUCCAUUAUGGAGAUUGUAAUGAGAAAGAAGAGUUAAGUUUAGAGCAGUUACAAAAUAAAGUCUCUGUCAUGGAGAUCAAGGAACUUGUUGUAGGCAAAAACUGUUUGCCAGUCAAAAAUACCAAACGGAUGCAGCCAGAGUUGGCAUUCUCUAUAGUAUUAGAAUCAUCGAGGGCUGACGAUGAAGUAGCUCAUCAUUUCCUAGCUAACAAUGAUCAAGAAUAUAUGAUCUGGACUGAUGGAAUUAAUGCACUACUUAACUGUAAAAUGACAAGUCAAAAGACCAGACAAGAUAUGGAUGUAUUACUAAAUAUGGAAGUAAAAUUACGAUUAUUAGAAACAGAAGGAAUUACAAUUCCCAAGGAGCCGCCACCGAUCCCACCAAUGCCUGCUAACUUCAAUUUUGCUUAUACUACAGCCUAGCUUUAACCUGCUAACAUUUAUUGUGCUAAAUUAUUGUUAUUGUAUUUCCUUGCUUUCAAUUUAGAACUCCCCAUUGUUCACUUAAGGAAUUCCAGUAGAUUAGACAGCCAUGUCAGACUUAAUGUGUAUACUGAUCAGGCUAAAUCUGUACUGGUAACAUAGUCUGUUGUAUUUGCAGCUAACAUUCUGAGUUUUAAGGCACAUUAUGCCGCAGAAAUUCAGAAAUAUUUUUUGUUCUUUUUGAGGAGAUGCAAUCAUGUGUUUAAUAAUGUUUUAAUAAUAAAUUUAAAACAUCAAAGAGGCUUAUCAGUAUAGGAAAAGUAGUGCUGAAUGUGAAAUAAAUUGUAAUAAAGAUAGCAAAAUAUAAACAAAUAGUAUUUCGACUUUCAUACAAAAAUACUAAAGCACCAUAACAGUGCCAAUUUCUAAACAGCAAACAAAGCUAUUGGCUCAUUGAGUGUUUUUUCAGAUAUUGCAUCAGGACCUCAUUACUGAAACAUUUUUGAUAAAUUUUUGAUAAAUGAAAAUAGCUGCAUUGUAGGGGGCAUAAUGGGCCUUUAAAAUAACAAAUCUCGUCUACUUUUUGAGGAAAUGUUGUUUCAGAAUAAGACUACAGUAUCUGUAUAUGAAAGUUUGUACACACUUGUAGUAGUAUUGCACUGAAGUGUUUGAUAUUAUUUUUUUUUCAUUUUAUAAUCAUUGUAACAUACAUGUGAAGUCUCCUACUUUAAGUGGGAGACUCCCACUUUCUGCAGCCAUAUUUUCAAAGAUUUUUCUUAAAAUAAGAGGUAUUUUCACAAAUUUAAGAAAUUUCCCCAUUUUUGGUAUCAGGAUUUCCUUCUUUGUUUAUUGCAAAUUCUAAAAUCUCCCACUUUUUGAAGAAAAAUCUCCCACUUGAGUUAUUUUGAAAUGCGCUGGCCAGGCUACAAACUGUAAAGUAAGAUUUGGUGGUUGUUAUAGAUACUUGCAGUUUUGGGUUAAAAGAACAGAUGAUACAAUAUGAUUUUAUGUUCUUCUGUCAUGAAUAGAUAGAUACACAUGCUAAUUUGUAAAUGUUUUAAAUGUCAGUAACUUUACUUACUCUAUUUUAAGACUUUCAUCAAAACUGAAUUAUGAAGAAAUAACCCAUUCAGGCAUUGUUAUGUGACUGAAAUUAAACUAUAAACAUGAUUUUGCUGAUUGUUGAACAAACAAAGAUAUUAUUGAACAUUUAUAAGAAACAGAUUAAAUAUAAAAUUUGAAAAUAAAAACAAUCAUAGCCAAAUGUUAUUUUGACUUGUACUUUCACCAGUCACACUUGGUGAGCAUUAUGCCACUUUAAGUUAGUUAUUGGGACUUACACAUAUUUUGUUUAAAAGCUUUUAAUGUGCAAUAUGUAUUAUAUAUAUAAUUGUAUAUAAUAUUCUUGUAUACAUGUUUAUGAUGAAAUAUUGACUGUUUUAACGAAUUGUCUUAUUUUAUGUAUUUUAUUCAAAGUAACAUACAAUACUAUUCUUCACUUUAUAUCUCUACGUUGGUGUGUAUGUAUAGAGUCAAAUAUUUGUAUAAUGAUUACGUCUGUUAAAAAAAACAAAAAAAAACAAAAAAAACAAGAUUUAUAUUUUUCAUCAAAUUGUGGUGAAGUAAUUCCCCCUGUAUAUCCAUUUUUUGACAUGUAUGUCUUUUCUCCACUUAGAGGGACCAUUUUGUCACUUUGGUGCAGUAACAGGUUAAGUCUUUCUAAAUUUAAUAGGAGUUAACUAAGUCAUUGCACUAAGGUGUAAGGUGUUUCUGUUUUAUUACCAUUGUUGUAUCUAUGGUAAAUUUUGUCAUCUUUUUUCAGGAAUUUUACAUUUUUUCUAUAAUCUAUAUAUAUAUAUAAAUUGAGGAGACUAUUUUGUGUAGUUUUGAUACAUCUUACGGUCACAAUAAGGAUCUAUUUGCAUGAUGUUAUUUCUUUUAUUUUUUUUCUGCUGUACCAAAUUCUUCCAUUGAAUGAAUGCUACAUACAUGUAUUUCUGAAUGAUUUAAUGUAGAUUGUUUAUAUGUUACAUGAUAAUGUAUGUGUGAUAUGUUUUCUACAGUUUAGUCAAAAAUAGAGUUUAUACAACUUUUAGUGUGCUAUGGUUUUUAUCGCUAAUUAGUAAUGUUGUGCUUUGAUUGAUAUUAUAUUUAAUAGUAAUAUGCCCUUCUCAAUGGCAAAGAUGAUAAGAUAAAUGUUGUCAAAUCAUUCUCAUUUCAUAACUGUGUGCUAUCAGGUUAUAUAGUAGAGCAUGUUUGUAACGUCACUUUUUAUUGGAUAAUAUUGUGAUGUUUAUAGAAACUUUAUACAUGGCUGCUGUCAAUUUAUAAAGUAUUUUUUUCCCCUCUUAUAAGGAAAAUUUGCUGUAUUAUGAAUUUGUUAUAAAGAUUCUUGACAAUGGCUUCAGUUAUGUAUGUAAACAACUGUUUGUAUAGGGCAAAAAAACAACCUGUCACAAAUCUUCAUAACUAAUAAUAUAGCUGUUUGUAUCACGCUAUUCUGUUAUACUUUGAUGGUUCUUUUAGUUUUCCAUGUGAUAAGAUAAGUUAUCUUGGACAUUAAGACUAAUGGUCAAUUGUCUUCAACCUCUGAAUCAGAAUCUUGUGGGAUUAGUAGUCUUGUCACUUGCUGAGAAAUUGGAAAUUACAGGUUAGUUAUCAAGGAAAACAGGUCAGGUUAUCUUCGGACAUUUGACCAAAAAACGUGUUAAAAUCUGCAAAAAAACAAAAAAACUCUUUGACUGUCUGAAGUAUUCUGCCAGUACAAGUAAAAUCUUGAACAUCACAUAUGACGGUGUUAGAAUUGUUAAAUGAUUUUAUGUCGUAAUUGUUGAUGAAAACUGCAUAAUUAUUACUUUUUACUGUGUAUAUGACACCAUUCUUCAUUCCAUUUGUAUUGUUUGUUGAAAAUGAUAUAGAAGAGAAUAAAUGAUCUGAAAUAUUA
This is a messenger RNA of Ruditapes philippinarum (Manila clam), 5837 nucleotides long. Its product is annotated as engulfment and cell motility protein 2-like. The record is from RefSeq and is a predicted model, not a curated record. Bases 419 to 2893 code for a protein of 824 amino acids. Gene Ontology annotation, cellular component: plasma membrane. The transcript is spliced from 20 exons. Gene Ontology annotation, biological process: cell motility; actin filament organization. NCBI's taxonomy places the organism in Eukaryota, Metazoa, Mollusca, Bivalvia, Venerida, Veneridae.